Messenger RNA from Tachysurus vachellii, 715 nucleotides. RefSeq lists its product as uncharacterized. The record is from RefSeq and is a predicted model, not a curated record. NCBI's taxonomy places the organism in Eukaryota, Metazoa, Chordata, Actinopteri, Siluriformes, Bagridae. The coding region runs from base 1 to 699 and encodes 232 amino acids. The transcript has 4 exons.
AUGAAGGUCGCACUGACAGUGACAGAGAGCCAAUUGGAAGACUGGGUCAAUGAUGUAAAGGAGUGGGCAGACGUAAUACAUUUAGUUGUAAUUAAUUGUAAUUGUUACUCUUGUUGUAAUUUCUUCUCAGCUACAACAACAACCACCACAAGUGAUGUUGAUGCUUUGGCCAGCAGAAUUGAGGUGCUGGUGGCGAGUAUCAAGAGGCGUUCCCAGCGUCUCUAUAAAGAUACAGAUGGCAACAAAGGUCGUGCCAGGAUCCGCCGCAAGAUCAGGGAAGAGAAGGGGAUCCUGACAUCGGUUGUGGAGAAAUACAACAUAAUGGUUCCAAAAACAGAAACUCCGUGCUUGGAAACCAUUUUGCCUGGUGAGACAGCUUGGCCAUGGCAGCUACCACACAGUGACACUGUUGAUUUAAGGACAAAAAGAAAGGCAUUCGACAUCAUCAUGUCACUAAGGCGACUUCAGGAGGAGCAGAAAAUUGUUGUUGCAGAGAUGAAUCAACAUUGGAAAUAUCUUUCAACUCGUGCAGAGACCCUCCGAGAACUGUCCUGCUUGUUUGCCAGCGAGAGUCUGAAAAAUUCACAAUGUGGCCUAAGUGAAGAAGGUUUAAAAGGUCUGCAGAGCAUCAUCCACAGAAAGCAACAUAAAAUCAGAGAUAUGAGGGUACUGUUACCUGCAUGUUUUGUCUGGAGCUGAGAACAUCAACUUUUUA